Messenger RNA from Ceratitis capitata (Mediterranean fruit fly), 1912 nucleotides. Its product is annotated as beta-catenin-like protein 1. The coding region runs from base 103 to 1839 and encodes 578 amino acids. The transcript has 5 exons. Lineage: Eukaryota; Metazoa; Arthropoda; Insecta; Diptera; Tephritidae. Gene Ontology annotation, cellular component: spliceosomal complex. The record is from RefSeq and is a predicted model, not a curated record.
UUUCAUGCCGCAUAAAUUGUCAAAAUAAAACUUGUAAAUAUUUUAGAAUUGGAUUUGUUGUAUUCAUUAAUUAAUUAAUAUCCAUAUUAUUACUGUUUAGAAAUGGAUGUCGGGGAAUUACUUUCAUUCAAGCCAGAACAAACGCCGAAGCGGCCGCAUGAAGAUGAUGAUGAUUACUUGGUCAAUGCCUCGGUUGAUAGAUCCAGUAGGGAUAUUAAGAAGGAUGAAAAAUCCAAACGGAUGCGUCGCAUCGAACAAGCUAAAGAAUCUGCCGAUUUUAACAAGCCAGACCUUCCAACUUUGGACUCAUUUUUUGGUCCCGAACUUACAGAAGAAGAGCGAUUGAAUAUAUUGAACUACGUCGAAAAUGAAGAUGUAGAAGGAGAUGUGCUAGAUGAAGUCGGGUUGAAAAAAUUAUUGCUAGUUUUUGAGAAACGCAACUUGAAAAAUCAAGAAAUGAGAAUCAAAUAUCCAGAUAACCCGGAGAAGUUCAUGGAAUCAGAAGUUGAUUUACACGCAGUCAUACAAGAGUUGAAGGGAGUAGCAACUGUGCCAGAUCUCUAUCCAGUUUUGGUGGAAUUACAUGGCAUUCCUAGUAUAUUAGAAUUACUGGCACACCCUAAUACAGACAUUGCUGUUGCGAUUGUGGAUCUUCUACAAGAAGUUACCGAUGUAGAUAUAUUAGGCGAGAGUAGCGAAGGGGCCGAAAUUUUAAUUGAAGCCCUACGUAAACAACAAGUAUGUGCAUUGUUAGUGCAAAAUUUAGAACGUCUUAACGAAGAAGUAAAAGAAGAAGCUGAUGGAGUGCACAACUCUCUGGCAAUUGUGGAAAAUUUAACAGAAAUGCAUAGCGAAUUGGUACGCGAAGCAGCUGAGCAAGGUCUACUUGCGUGGCUACUAAAACGACUCAAACAAAAGUCACCCUUCGAUCCAAAUAAAUUGUAUUGCAGCGAAAUACUAUCUAUACUUAUUCAAACUAACAACGAUAAUCGUCUAAUGCUUGGCACGAUUGAUGGCAUUGACGUGUUAUUACAACAGCUAGCUAUAUAUAAAAGACAUGAUCCGUCCUCUACUGAAGAACAAGAAUAUAUGGAGAAUUUAUUUAAUUGCCUUUGCUCUGCUUUAAUGGCCAAAGAAAAUCGUGACCGUUUUCUUAAAGGUGAGGGCUUACAACUUAUGAAUUUGAUGUUGCGCGAGAAAAAAAUGUCACGAAACGGUUCAUUAAAAGUCCUCGAUCAUGCAAUGUCUGGGCCAGAUGGUCGAGAAAAUUGUAACAAAUUCGUGGACAUACUCGGCCUGCGUACGAUUUUUCCACUAUUUAUGAAGACACCCAAACGCAAUAAGAAACAUCUAUUAUCAGCCGAUGAACACGAAGAGCAUGUUUGUUCUGUUAUAGCCUCUAUGCUGAGGAAUUGUCGGGGGGCACAAAGACAAAGGCUACUUUCGAAAUUCACUGAAAAUGAUCACGAGAAGGUAGACCGUUUACUAGAAUUGCAUCUAAAAUAUUUGGAGAAAGUUGAAACCGUUGAUCGGGAAAUUGAUCAACAAGAAAAGAACCCUGAAAUUGAUGAGGAUGAGGAAGCAGAAAAUAACUAUAUUAAACGUCUGACGGGGGGACUUUUUACGCUGCAACGCAUCGACUAUAUAAUUCUAGAAGUAUCAGCUACUGCUGAUACCGUGAAACAAAGAGUCGUACAGAUUUUAAAUUUGCGUGGUGCAUCAAUGAAAACUAUACGAAAUGUAAUGCGAGAAUAUGCUGGAAAUUUGGGUGACGAUGGUGAUGUUGACUGGAAGGAACAAGAGCAAUCCCAUAUUGUUUCAUUGAUCGAUAGAUUCUAGAAUAAUUGAUUAGGAAUAUUUACUAAAUAAAAAAGCAUAACUUUCGAUUUUCUGAAGGCAACAACUUGUUUAC